CUUAGAGGCGGGGUUUCCAAGGAAUAGCACGUUGUGUGUUAGGUUGUUAGAAAGUUAAUGGCUGGGGGGGAAGAGAACCUCUUCUCUUCUCGCUUCGGGAGAGUUUAGGGUUUUCUGAAGUGAAAAUACCGCGGCCGAAAGGCAAAUAAUAACCUGAAGGAAGUGUAAGACAGUUAUACCCAAACAGCUGUAAUAUUUAGAUAAGUAUGCAGGAUGCAGUAGCCGGGACGGCAAUGUUGACUGACGGCUUCGAGGACGAGAUCGACUCGGUGACUCCGCGCUCCCCUGCGGUGGGGAUGGGGGUAGGAGCCGCACCGGGAGCAGGACUCGGGGGCAUGGGCAUCGGCGGGAAGAAAGUCCGCUUAUUCGGCGAAUCGACAGGGCCAGGUGCGGACCGACUGGACUUUAAGCUAGCCGCGGCCGCUGUGCUCUCCUCGGGUCCUGGAUCCGGCAGCGACGAGGACGAGGUGUCGGAGGUGGAAUCUUUCAUCUUGGACCAGGAGGACCUGGACAACCCCAUGCUUAAGACGGCAUCAGAGCUGCUUCUGUCCAGUGCCACAGAUGGUGUGGACCUGCGCACGGUGGACCCGGAGACACAGGCACGCCUUGAGGCUCUGCUGGAGGCUGCAGGCAUCGGUAAACUGUCCACUGCGGACGGUAAAGCCUUCGCAGAUCCUGAGGUGCUGCGUCGCCUGACGUCAUCGGUGAGCUGCGCGCUGGACGAGGCCGCCGCCGCCCUCACGCGCAUGAGGGCUGAGAACACGCUGCACCCCGGCCAGGCUGACAAUCUGGUUAUUUUUAGCCGUAGCUUGGCGGAGGCCUGCUCUGACGGGGAUGUCAAUGCCGUGCGGAAGCUGUUGGAUGAGGGCCGUAGCGUCAAUGAGCACACGGAGGAGGGCGAGAGCUUGCUGUGUCUGGCCUGCUCCGCGGGCUACUAUGAGCUGGCGCAGGUCCUGCUGGCCAUGCACGCCAAUGUGGAGGACCGUGGCAUCAAGGGAGAUAUAACUCCACUGAUGGCAGCUGCCAGCGGCGGCUAUGUGGACAUCGUGAAGCUGCUGCUUGUGCACGGGGCUGAUGUCAAUGCACAGUCAUCUACUGGUAACACGGCGCUGACUUAUGCGUGCGCCGGUGGCUUCGUUGAUGUGGUGAAGGUGCUCCUGAAGGAAGGUGCCAACAUUGAGGACCAUAACGAGAAUGGGCACACACCGCUGAUGGAGGCAGCCAGUGCCGGCCACGUGGAGGUGGCCCGUGUGUUACUUGAGUACGGCGCUGGCAUCAACACGCACUCCAACGAGUUCAAGGAGAGCGCGCUUACCCUGGCCUGUUAUAAAGGGCACUUAGACAUGGUGCGCUUUUUACUGGAUGCCGGCGCCGACCAGGAGCACAAGACGGACGAGAUGCACACAGCUCUGAUGGAGGCCUGCAUGUCCCAGGAUGGGCACGUGGAGGUGGCACGGCUGCUCCUGGACAGCGGGGCACAGGUGAACAUGCCGGCGGACUCAUUUGAGUCACCAUUGACACUGGCGGCCUGCGGGGGCCACGUGGAACUGGCCGCCCUGCUCAUCGAGCGCGGGGCGAACCUGGAGGAGGUCAACGAUGAGGGCUACACUCCGCUGAUGGAGGCAGCCCGCGAGGGCCACGAGGAGAUGGUGGCGCUACUGUUGGCGCAGGGUGCCAACAUCAACGCCCAGACGGAGGAGACGCAGGAGACGGCGCUGACGCUGGCCUGUUGCGGGGGCUUCCUGGAGGUGGCCGACUUCCUCAUCAAGGCCGGCGCUGAUAUCGAGCUUGGCUGCUCCACGCCGCUCAUGGAGGCCGCACAGGAGGGCCACCUGGAGCUCGUCAAGUACCUCCUGGCUGCUGGUGCGAAUUACCAUGCCACGACAGCCACGGGGGACACGGCGCUGACAUAUGCCUGUGAGAAUGGCCACACGGAUGUGGCCGAUGUGCUGCUGCAGGCCGGGGCUGACCUGGAACACGAGUCAGAGGGAGGCAGGACCCCCCUGAUGAAGGCUGCCAGAGCGGGCCACCUCUGCACUGUGCAGUUUCUCAUCAGCAAAGGUGCUAACGUGAACCGAGCCACGGGCAACAAUGAUCACACGGUGGUGUCGCUGGCCUGCGCGGGGGGCCACCUGGCCGUCGUCGAGCUGCUCCUGGCCCACGGGGCCGACCCCACACACAGACUGAAGGAUGGCUCCACCAUGCUCAUCGAAGCUGCUAAGGGUGGCCACACCAACGUGGUGUCCUACCUGCUGGACUACCCAAACAACAUCCUCUCUGUCCCCACGCCUGACCUCUCCCAGCUCACCCCCCCCUCUCACGACACCUCUCAGGUGCCCCGUGUCCCGUUCCAAGCCCUGCCCAUGGUGGUUCCCCCCCAGGAACCAGACAGGGUGCCCUCCAACAUCGUGACCCCCCCCCUUGUCUUGAGCAAAGGUGUAUCUAAACAAAGGCAGAGCCCCCUGCAGGUGGGCCCCGGUAGCGGGGGGCGGCCGGAUGCGGAUGCACUGCUCCCCUUUCACCCGUACCAGCCGCUGGAGUGCAUCGUGGAGGAGACUGAGGGCAAGCUGAACGAGCUGGGCCAGCGCAUCAGUGCCAUUGAAAAGGCCCAGAUGCAGUCACUGGAGCUCAUCCAGGGCGAGCAGCUCACCAAAGACAAGAUUGAGGAGUUGAAGAAGAGCCGUGAAGAGCAGGUGCAGAAGAAGAAGAAGAUCCUCAAGGAGCUGCAGAAGGUGGAGCGCCAGCUGCAGCUCAAGACGCAGCAGCAACUCACCAAAGAGUACAUGGAGGCCAAGGGCCUGAAGGAGGAGCCAGGCCAGGCAGUGGGCCCCCCCUGUGGCAGCAUCCUCCUGCAGCCUGCGGCACCGGGCUCCGACACCGACGAAGAGGGCGCCUGCGAGCCACAAGCCAGCCAGCAGUCGCCCACGGAGGAGGACGAGGAAGACGAGGACGGCUAUGCAAAGCUGCCGCAGGUGGACACCUUACUGUGCAGGGAUGCGCAGGCCCUGUCGCAGGUGGACACCUUACUGUGCAGGGACGCGCAGGCCCUGUCGCAGGUGGACACCUUACUGUGCAGGGACGCGCAGGCCCUGUCGCAGGUGCAGCAGGCACAUGCCCCCCACCUUCCCCCACUUCAGGCUGCUUUCAUGCCCAUCCAGCCGCUUCCCGCUCAGCAGUCCACUGACUUCAACGCCAGCGACUACCACAGCAGCGCCAGCCCCGACCUGCAAAGGGUGCUGUUGAGUCAGCAGGUGCCAGGCCAGCCGCUGUCUGGCUUGGGUCACGGCCUCCUCACCCAGGUGCCCGACGGCCUCAUGGUGGCCACGCCCGCACAGACGCUUACUGACACACUGGAUGGCAUAAUGGCAGCUGUGAGCAGCAGAGUGCCUAUGCUGAGCACUGCCACCUCGCCUACGCCCCAGCCCCCGCCCCCCACGCAGGCACCCAGUGGCUCCGUGUCUCCACCAUCUAUGCUGCCCAUCUACCCGUCCGUGGACAUCGACGCACACACGGAGAGCAAUCACGACACGGCGCUGACCCUGGCAUGUGCUGGGGGCCACGAAGAGCUGGUGUCAGUGCUGAUUGCACGUGGGGCCAACAUCGAGCAUCGGGACAAGAAGGGCUUCACCCCCUUGAUCCUGGCUGCCACAGCUGGGCACGUGGGUGUCGUGGAAGUCCUGCUCGAUAAAGGGGGAGACAUUGAGGCCCAGUCGGAGAGAACCAAAGACACUCCGCUUUCCCUGGCUUGCUCUGGGGGCCGGCAGGAGGUGGUGGAACUGCUGCUGCUGCGUGGGGCCAAUAAGGAGCACCGCAACGUUUCGGACUACACCCCCCUGAGCCUGGCUGCCUCUGGGGGCUACGUCAACAUCAUCAAGAUCCUCCUCAACGCUGGCGCCGAGAUCAACUCCAGGACUGGUAGCAAGCUGGGGAUCUCCCCGCUGAUGCUGGCGGCCAUGAAUGGCCAUGUUCCUGCGGUCAAGCUGCUGCUGGACAUGGGCUCAGACAUCAACGCGCAAAUUGAGACCAACCGCAACACGGCAUUGACUCUGGCCUGCUUCCAGGGCCGGGCCGAGGUGGUCAGCCUGCUGCUGGAUCGCAAGGCCAACGUGGAGCACCGUGCCAAGACUGGGCUGACGCCGCUGAUGGAGGCUGCUUCCGGAGGCUAUGCCGAGGUGGGCCGCGUGCUGCUCGAUAAAGGGGCCGAUGUCAACGCGCCCCCUGUCCCCUCUUCUCGGGACACUGCCCUCACCAUCGCUGCUGACAAGGGUCACUACAAAUUUUGUGAGCUCCUCAUUAACAGAGGGGCCCACAUUGAUGUGCGAAACAAGAAGGGGAACACACCUCUGUGGCUGGCAGCGAAUGGCGGCCAUUUUGACGUGGUGCAGCUCCUGGUGCAGGCGGGUGCCGAUGUGGACGCUGCCGACAACCGCAAGAUCACGCCGCUGAUGGCUGCAUUCCGCAAGGGUCAUGUGAAGGUCGCACAGUACCUGGUGAAGGAAGUCAGUCAGUUUCCCUCUGACAUUGAGUGCAUGAGAUACAUUGCCACAAUUGUUGAUAAGGAUCUGUUGAAGAAGUGUCACCAGUGCAUGGAUACCAUCGUCAAGGCCAAAGACCACCAGGCAGCCGAGGCCAACAAGAACGCCAGCAUCCUGCUCAAGGAGCUAGAUAUGGAGAAGUCCCGAGAAGAGAGCAAGAAGCAGGCUCUUGCAGCGAAGAGGGAGAAACGGAAGGAGAAACGCAAGAAGAAGAAGGAGGAGCAGAAGAGGAAGCUGGAGGUGGAGGAGAUUAAGGUCAAGGAGGAGUUCUUGGACAUGCAGGACCAUGAGAAGGACUCUACUGAAGAGCCAGAGAUUCCCAUAGAACCCCCAAGCGCCACCACUACCACCACCAUCGGCAUUCCCGCAACCUCAGCCACCUUCACCUCAGCCUUUGGCAAGAAACGCGCCAACGCAGUCACCACGCCCAGCGUCAACCGUAAGAGCAAGAAAAACAAGACCAAGGACACACCCAGUGAGCCCAUUAUACUCCAGGACCCCCAAGUGGCGCUAGCACAGCAGAAGGCCGAUCGGAACAAGAUUCACGGGGAGCCACGGGGUGGUGGGGUGCCCGGCGGCAACAGUGACUCCGACAACCUGGACAGCACCGAUUGCAACAGUGAGAGCAGUAGUGGCAGCAAGUGUCACGAGCUUGGCUAUCUGCCUGACCUGCCAUCCUCAUCCUCCUCGUCAUCAUCGUCCUCCUCAGUCCCCUCAGGCCCAGCUUUCACUCCCUCUGCCCCUGAGAGAAGGCAAGGCCCCCCACUGCACAGCCUUCGUGAAGAGAAGGUCACAGUGUCCGUUACCAAACCCCAACACAAAAUGCAAGACAGCAUAAAUGACUUGACUCCAAACAUCCCCUCCACAUUCAAGACCAUUUCACUGCCGGUGUCCUCACCCAACAGCAAGAUCAACCUGACUAGCCCCAAAAGGGGCCAGAAAAGAGAGGAGGGAUGGAAGGAGGUGGUGCGGAGGUCCAAGAAGCUGUCAGUCCCUGCCUCGGUUGUCUCACGGAUCAUGGGCCGAGGUGGUUGCAACAUCACUGCCAUCCAGGAUGUGACGGGUGCCCAUAUCGACGUGGACAAGCAGAAGGACAAGAAUGGGGAGAGGAUGAUCACCAUAAGGGGUGGGACUGAGUCCACGCGGCAUGCUGUGCAGCUCAUCAAUGCCCUGAUCCAGGACCCUGCUAAGGAGCUGGAAGACCUGAUCCCCCGUAAUCAUAUCCGAGUCCCAGGAACCAACAGCAAGGUCGGCUCUGGUUUUAGCGCCUCUAUCGGUAUGGCCGGUACCUCUACAUCCAUCCCCAAGAGCCUUGCAUCCAUGGGCUCAUCAACGGCUACAUCGUUCCCACCUUCUUCGUCAUCUACGCUGCAGCCUAAUGGGAAGCUGGGAAAGGGCUUGUCAUCAGGGGUGAGGCCCCCAUUCCCCGUCUCGCUACCCCUGGCAUAUGCUCACCCGCAGCUCGCCCUACUGGCCGCUCAAACUAUGCACCAGAUCCGACACCCACGUCUGCCCAUUCCCCAGUUCGGUGGCUCCUUUUCCCCAGCACCCAACACCUGGGGCCCCUUUCCAGUGCGACCCGUGAGCCCAGGCAGUGCUAACAGUUCUCCUAAACACAAAGGGAACCCAACCCCGAGGACUGGUGCCACCCACGAGUUUGCGGCCCCUGGCAGCAAUGCUACCACACGGACCACAACCACGUCCACGCCAUGCUCUAGUACCACACUGGCUCAACCUAAUGCACCCACGUCUUCUUCAGUAAGGAAGCAGCUGUUCGCCUCUGAGCCCAAGACAGGGAAUGUCAUCCCUCCUGGCGCUAACAGUGCCUGCACUGUGAGAGCCAUAGGGACCGCUGGCCAGCCACAUUGCGCUGCUCCUGUCACGCCUUCCAGCCCUCCCCCACCCCCUCCCAUUGGACCACCUGCACAGCAGCAAGUCCUGGGCCCACGGGCUGAGCCAUGCCCCCCCACAGCCACCCCCAGCAAGGAGAGGCACUUCCUGGACCCACAUGCACCUGUGUCCAGCAGUGUCACCUCCACCGGCUCCCUGCCUUUUCCUGCUUCUCCUUCGGCCCUGAAUCUGCAACUAGAGUCCCGGCAGCAGCCCCCGUUCCCCCCAACUGCAGAUCUAUUACCUGCCGGGGUCCAGCCUGGCUCCACCCUCCCCUCGUCCUGCCCCACCCCCACCUGUGCCAGCACCAUCACAGUUACGAGUAACACCUUACCUCAGUUGUCAGCUACGGCUCCUCGCUCAUCUAAGAUGCAGUUGGCAGGACCUUUCUUCCCCCUGGCUGAGCAGCCACCCGUGCUGAUGCCCAUAAGUGUGCCGCAGGAGCCCUCCAAGCUGCUACAGCCCAGCACGGCCCCUGCCCUGCCACAGGUGUCCUCAGCUGUCAGCGUGAUGAACGGCUCCCAGGUGCAUGUCCCUGGUACUAAGGCCCAGCUGCAUGCCAGCUUCAGCACCGCCACGCUCCUCACACACUUCAGUAGCAUGUUCGACAGCGGCCAGGUGGGCACCAACCAGGUGUGGGGCGCCUGCCACCUGCCGACUCGCAGCCUGCCUGAGCAGGCCUACAAUGCCCCGCCCGCCUACGUAGGGAACGUCAGCCAGCCGGAGAGUACGGCGCCCCUGCCUGAUGGCUCCAAGGCCCCUGGCUACCGCUCCGCCUCACAGAGGAUCGUCUCCAGUCCAAUAGCCGUCCAGUCGGUGGACCCCUUGGGACCCUCCUCUGUCUCCUCAUCCCCUGCAGCGCUGACCAGUUUCGCCGCAAGCAUAUCGGCCAGUCCUGUGUUCCUGCAGGGCCCCGCCCCCCUGUGCACGCCCUCCCUCAGCCGCCAGCACUUCUCCCCCCACCCAUGGAGUGCCUCCACCUCUUGCGAGUCCCCAGCACCCUCCGCUUCUUCAGGCACCUCCUCCCCGCUCUCGGCAUCCACGACCGUAGCCCCACUGGUGCAGGCCAAGCCCAAUAUCUCGAGCCAGCAGGACCGCAAGGUGCCCCCACCCAUUGGCACAGAGCGCCUGGCCCGCAUCCGUCAGACAGGCUCCAUCAACCCGACGCUGCUCACCACCAGCUACUCCGCGCCCGUCGGCCAAGGGGGCAUCUGGUCUUUUGGCGUUAGUAGUGCUUCCGAGGCCAUGUCAGGAUGGUCCCAGCCCAUGAUGAACAGCCACGUGCUGCAUCAGCAGCUGCCCGAGCCCUCAGCCUUCUCCCAGCACCAGCCCAUGGAGCAGGAUGAUACAGGCAUUGUGGCUCCCUCCAACACCUUCCACCCAGCCAUGUCCAGCAGCUUCAUGGACUUCCCCAAGGGAGUGUCGAUGUACGGGGGGACGAUGAUGUCUCCACACCCCCCCAUGGCCGAGGGCCUAGGGACCCCCAUUUUCAAUGGACUCCAUACUGCCGACCCUGCCUGGAAUCCCAUUCUUAAGGUCGUCCCCAACACCGCAGAGAACUCAGACCCCCAACAGGUCUGGCCUGGUACUUGGGCCCCGCACGUUGGAAAUGUACAUCUGAAUCACGUCAACUAGCAAACACAGCAGUCCAGGCACUCAACCAGUAAGAAGAUCCAUGGAUUUUUAAAGGAUGAGAAAAUCACAAUGCUAAAGAUGUUAACCAAGCAGUGUCCCAAAAGAAUAGAGGAUGGGGACACCAUUUUGAUGUGCCUAAUUCAGUGUGGGCUGUUACUUGUUUACCAGUCUGUGAACAAACCGAUUGCCUGUUCAACAGGACACGUCCUCUGCGUAGUAUAGCCAUUUUGACUUUAAAACCCUCAAACUGUUCUUGGUCUGCAGGGCUCAACAAGACUGUAAGCUAUUUAUACUCAGACAAGAACUAGAUGAUUACAUAAAAGAUAAAUGAAUCAGACCUUUUAGAUUGGUAAAUACAUGUAUAAUUGUUUACAUACUAAAAAGGGUUAAAAUGAGAGUAAAUUUCAUGUCGUAUAGUGGCUCUACUUUAUGUAGCCUGUAUUAAUGUGAAAUAUUUACCUUAAUAUUCAAUAAAAAGAUGGAACUGUA
This is a messenger RNA of Paramormyrops kingsleyae, 8549 nucleotides long. RefSeq names its product ankyrin repeat and KH domain-containing protein 1-like. The record is from RefSeq and is a predicted model, not a curated record. NCBI's taxonomy places the organism in Eukaryota, Metazoa, Chordata, Actinopteri, Osteoglossiformes, Mormyridae. Gene Ontology annotation, cellular component: cytoplasm. Gene Ontology annotation, biological process: innate immune response. Gene Ontology annotation, molecular function: protein binding; RNA binding.